AUGUUGAAAGAGAUUGCAUAUACGUUAUACUCAUAUAUGGUUGCGCACCCAGUGCAAACUCAAGUUAUUGUCUUGAUUGCUGUACUCGUUUAUUAUUUGGUUGUAUUCCCAGUAACCUCUCCGUUAUGGAAAAUUCCUGGUCCAUAUAUUCAUCGAAUCAGUUAUAUUCCUUGUUACAAUGCCCAGAGAAAUGGGACUUGGAUAGCUCGUGUUCAUGAGUUGCACAAAAAAUAUGGUAAUGUGAUUAUUUUAUCUCCAAACGAGGUUAGUGUUAAUGGCGAUCCCAAAUUCAUCAAUGAUAUUUAUGUGAAGAACUUCCCCAAGUCAAAGUUCUAUGAGAAUUUCAGAAACCAUGGGUUUAAGGACAAUAUUUUUGCCAGCUUAGAGAAUGAUCGUCAUCGCAAGUAUAAGAAGUUGAUUAACAAUUUGUACAACAAAACUGCCAUUUUCUCGAAAGAGAAUCAUACUAGGUCAGUAUUGUUAGAGACUGCAGAUAAAUUGGUUGAAACUGUUGGUAAGGAGUCUCCUUCUAUUGAAGUAUUUACAUUGUUUGGCGCAUUAGCGAUGGACGUGGUUUCAAGAUUUGAACUUGGUAGGAGUAAUGGUACAAACUUAUUAGACAGCUCAUCCGAUAGAAGAAUAAUUGUGUCUCACAGAGAAGUGUCGAGCAUGGGGUUUUGGACAACCUUGAUGCCUACUUUUCUUUGGGAUUAUGCUGCCACUAAAUCGAUUCUUCAGGCGGCAGAUGAUAUUUGCAAUUUCCAAUUGAACCUUUAUAAAUUUGCUGAAAAAAAUUUAACCUCAAAUGGGAAAAACUUGACUACAUUUGAAACACUAAAGAAAAAUGGGUUUGAAGGUGAGUAUGCUUAUUCAUUUCUUACUGAUAACUUAUUUGCUGGUCAUGAAACAACUGCAGUUCAAUUAACUUAUUUGUGCUACGAGUUGUCACGUCCGGCAAACUAUAAGAUGCAGCAAAAAUUACGUGAGGAAUUACAUGAAGCAUUCCCCGAUGGGAAAAUUGACUUGGAAACUGUUGACAGUCUUCCAUAUCUUAAUGCUUUGUUUGCAGAAAACGGACGUGUUCAUACUUCCAUCCCCGGUGCUGAACCAAGAGUUGUUGAUAAGCCAUACUUGGUAGAUAACAUGGUUAUUCCACAAGGUACAAUUAUUUCGUGUCUCCCAUACUCCUUCCAUCGUACAGAAAGUGUGUUCCCUGAACCCGACAAGUUUAUCCCUGAAAGGUGGAUUAUCAACAAUGAAGAAGACAAAUGGAGAGUCAAACGACAAGAAAAAUAUAUGAUGCCCUUUGGUAAGGGAGUCAGAAUGUGUCUUGGCAUGAACUUGGCCAUGAUUGAGAUGAAGUUAGCUAUCGCAAAGUUGUACUGGCACUAUGGUUCCGCGAUCGAUGAAACGUGGUGCAAAGUCCUAAACGAUGCAAAGCCUAUUGAAAUGGGUGGAGGUGGCGAUGGUAGUACUGACCAAGACAAAAUGAGAAUGUACGACUGGUACACUACUAGACCAUUGUACGACGAAUGUUGGUUGAAAUGGGAGAAACUCUAG
Messenger RNA from Candida dubliniensis CD36, 1560 nucleotides. RefSeq lists its product as uncharacterized. The record is from RefSeq and is a predicted model, not a curated record. Gene Ontology annotation, molecular function: oxidoreductase activity, acting on paired donors, with incorporation or reduction of molecular oxygen; monooxygenase activity; heme binding. Lineage: Eukaryota; Fungi; Ascomycota; Pichiomycetes; Serinales; Debaryomycetaceae. The coding region runs from base 1 to 1560 and encodes 519 amino acids. The transcript has a single exon.